ACUUUUCCUGGUUUGGCAUUGCGACAGCUUGGUUUUUGCUGUCGGUCACUGUCACGCCGCUACAGGUCAAGACGAUCGCGGGCGACGACGACAAGGGUGUUGCGCUUGGUGGCACGAUUGCUGCGGGUGCUUUAAUCACCGUGUUCAUGUCCCCCUUCAUCGGCAUGGUGAGCGAUCGCGUCACUUUUCGUUUGGGUCGACGACGGCCCUUUAUGAUUUUCGGAACCAUUUUUAUGGUCAUUUUCUUCAUGGCACUCUCUGCCGAGGUCACGCUCAUCCCCAACGAAGAGAAUUGCGGCACCCAAAGAGUUUAUCACAACGCGACUGAACCAUCAUCGUUUGCCAGUUUUUCUUCAUCAUCAUCAUCAUCAUCAUCAUCAUCAUCUUCUUCUUCUUCUUCUUCUGGCACGAUUACUUCGACGGCUGCUCUGACGCCGUCGCCCACCGCCUCGCCCGCGGCCAACUAUACAGAGUACACUCCGCCGUGCCAGGAUGGCAACCUUGGCGUGUAUAUUGUGCUCUACAUCCUUGCGACAGGCUUCUAUGUCAUCAUGGCUGUGCCUUACAACGGCCUGUUGGCUGACAUGACCCAUCUGACGCGUCGAGGCUUUUCGUCCGGCGCCAUGGGCGGGUUUACGGCAGUCGGCUAUCUUGUUGGCGCCGCCAUCGGCGUCUUUUACGAUCAACUCGGGACUGUCGCCGUCUACGCCAUCAUUUGCGUCAUUUUCGUGGCAAGCGAGAUGGUGACCCUCUUGACCAUUCACGAGCCGAGGCCCGUGGCUGCUCCUCACGCGCCCUUCUCUCUGCGCUCCAUCUGGAAGGGCUACACGGACCCGUUCAAGAACUCGGACUUUACGUGGGUGUUUUUGACGCGCUUCCUCGUCCAGCAAGCGUACGGCACCGUCACCUAUUUUUUCGCCUUCUGGCUGGAAGAUUCCGUCUCGUUGCCGGAAGGAAUGACCGCCUCCCGCGCCGUCUCCCUGUUUUUUAUGCCGAUGCUCAUCUCAGCCGCCCCGGCAGCUGUGCUCGGCGGUGUCAUUAGCGACCGCCUCGGCCACCGUCGCAAGGCGCUCGUCAUCAUUUCGGGACUACUCAUGACCGUGUGCGCUGUCGGCCUGGCAUUUGUGCGAGUGUUUGAGCCGCUCAUUCCGCUUUCGCUCUUUUUUGGCAUUGGCUACGGCACGUAUCUCUCAGUGGACUUUGCCAUGGUCAUGGACAUUCUCCCCGCCGAGAAGGACAAUGCCAAGGACAUGGCUGUCUGGCACAACGCCAUGAUUCUGCCGCAGGUUCUGGCCACGCCCAUCGGUGGCUUUAUUAUUGACCAGUUCCGCGAUCUCGGCUGCGGCCAAGAAUGCGCCUUCAACUAUAUGAUUCUCUUUCUUUCAGUUGCCGUCUAUCUAAUUCUUGGCUCUGUGUUUGUUUUGAAAAUCAAGGGGGUAAAGUAAUGCUUUGAACGAAACGUGUUGUUAUCGGUGUUUGUGUUGGUGGUUUGAGUGCUUUGUUAGAAUGUCCCUUGUCUUUGUUUGUCGGUAUUACAUGAAUCGUCAGAUUGCA
This is a messenger RNA of Capsaspora owczarzaki ATCC 30864, 1554 nucleotides long. RefSeq lists its product as hypothetical. Lineage: Eukaryota; Filasterea; Ministeriida; Capsasporidae. The coding region runs from base 147 to 1445 and encodes 432 amino acids. Gene Ontology annotation, biological process: transmembrane transport. The transcript has a single exon. The record is from RefSeq and is a predicted model, not a curated record. Gene Ontology annotation, molecular function: transmembrane transporter activity.